Xenopus tropicalis (tropical clawed frog) is the source of this 3387-nucleotide messenger RNA. RefSeq lists its product as uncharacterized. The transcript has 5 exons. NCBI's taxonomy places the organism in Eukaryota, Metazoa, Chordata, Amphibia, Anura, Pipidae. The record is from RefSeq and is a predicted model, not a curated record. The coding region runs from base 978 to 1967 and encodes 329 amino acids.
UGGCCAACAGGCUUGGACUGGCAAUCUUUGGAUUCUGGCAAAUGUCAGAGUGGCCAUUGUAAGAUGCCACAGAUCUUUAACCAUAUAGCUAUCGCAUGGCAGCUUCUCAGAAUAUGCAAAAACUGCCCAAAAGCCUUUGUUCCCCAUUGAGUUAAACUAAAGACAGAUUUAGGUGGGGUUUUUACCUUCCGCUGGAUCAACAAUAGGCUAUGCAUUAGAAAAGCAUGCAUGGCAGUGGAUACAAACCUUGGGUGAAUAACUAGUAAGACCCUUGGCUGGCCACCUGCAAAAGCAACAACGACCAAUGUUUGACCUUACCACUUUGGUAACAUUAUAAUGGAACCCAGAGUUUACAAAUUGCCCAAUAGUUAGGGAUACUGUGCCCAGUCAGGAUGUCACUUAGAAAGCUGUGACUUGCACUGUGCUAAUAAUAUGCUCCAGUUUUCUUCACCUUUUCCCUGUGGGAAUUUACAGAGUUUCAAUCCUUGCUGCUGCUAAAUAAUGAAUACACCUACACCCCCACCCAUCAUCUCCAUCCAUCAGUCUCUCUCCAGCUGUUAGACUAAAGCCACCCAAUCAGCGGGGAAAGGGAGGGCGGGGGCGCGUCGGGAAGGCUGGAGAGGAGCGGUGCCUUUUGUUAGUUAUAAGGAGAAAAGAAUCAGGGAGUAAGAACGGAACAGGCAGUGUCGGGCAGGUAAAGGGCCAAAGAGAUCCUGGCGUCACUCCCUGUCACACUGUUGCUUGCGUGACGUCACGGUUUCAUGCAAAGUGUCUGUCCGGCAGUUUAGGCUUUCCGAUCGGUCUUAUUAAAACCCCUCGACUGAUAAGUCGGCAAGGACGUGACGUCACACAAUGUGCAGCUGCCGUGACGCAAUAAGAUAGCGAGGCGCUCGCAGGUGCAGUAAGUUUGCCGUAACACGUGGCAGCGGCGCCCCCGGGACUGGCGGGACGGACAGCAGCGCCUCAACAGGCUGAACAUGGGGCGUGGGCUUGCGGCUGUGCUCCGUGUCCUCUGCCUUCUUCUCGGCUCUUGGGUGACAGAAGCAACUCAUGACACCGAACAGGUUACCAUUCAAACACCUGAGCUAAUAACAGCAAGCCCUGCCAUUCAUGGUACUGUGCCUACCUCCAUGGAGGAUUUCAAGACAGUCCAGGAUGAAACACGGAGACCCACCUUCGCAGGACAUAUGGAUUCCACUCUCCAACCUUUAAACAUUGAAAGCAUCACUGUGACAGAACAGCAUGUAUCACCGGCUGAUGUCAUAUUUACAAAUAAAAUGCCAGGAACUGAUCAUACAGCAGCAACUGAAACUAUUUCUGAAACUUCCACAGUGCGUGCCAACCCUGCCUUUAAUCCUAGCAAGGCAUUCUUUAGGCAAGACAGUAUGGAAAGAGAGGUAACAAGUGCAUAUCCUACCAAGCCUGAGCUAGUAAGCCAAUCGGCAACCUCUGCAAGUACCAUGAAGAUAACAGAUUCUAAAGACAGCCUUACCAGAAGAACAUCUCUAAUCAGUACUCAGGGGCUACCAGCAAUAAUGUCGCAGGCCAGCACUGAGCACUCUGCAGACACUACACAGGUUCCUAAUACAAGGACUGCUCCUUACACCAGUUGGCUGGCAGCUAUCACCACCAGCAUCUCCAUAACGACAACCUCAAAUCCUAGCAAUCCAGACAGAACAAGCUCCUUACUCACUCAUACUACUAGAGCAGAGGAACAGCAGGGGCCUGCAGUGCUGAACAUUGGAGAUGGUGGCAAAGAUGUGCCAAGUUACUACUCGAAGAACAACUCAAACCCCCUCUUUGUGAUGAUUGUGUCCAUAAUUACAGUCAUGGUUGUCACAGUUGCAGUCAUGGUUGGCUUUCAGCGUUACCGACGAAACAACAGUCGGACAGAAUUCAGACGGCUUCAGGACCUUCCAAUGGAUGACAUGAUGGAAGAUACACCACUGUCUCUGUACAGCUACUAGUGAAGAGUCAGUAGCAAGAUUGAGCUUCAUUUUGCACAUUGUUUUUGUUGUAUCCCCAGGAAAUUCCUGGAACAAAAAAAAUUUGAUUGGCCAUGCACCCCCAUCUUCUCCCUCUUUUCUCACUUCACCUUUAACUUUUUUGGGUACUUUGGUUAUGGCACCAGAAUACUACAACCAAAUGAAAUAUAUUGGGAUUUGGCUCAUUAAAUCAAGAAUGUACUAUUAACAGUUCAGUUUAAUUUGAUAAUUACUUAAUGUAAUUGUAGAAUUACUUCUGAAAUUCCAUCAGUAGGGACUUAUUUAUACAUCACAAGCAAGUAAACUGUCUGCAUUAGCUAGAUUUACUAAAUGGUGCCCCUCUGCUGAUGGGACAAACCUGUGAUAUAUAAAAACCUGUGACCCCUCCGGUGCUCACGAGUUACAGCACUCUGCAGCCAUUAGCAGAUAAGAGCCCUGAAAAUACAUAACAGUAGUAGGUAGGAAUUACACACAAAUGUUUGUGACUGAAAGCCAAAUAUUGCUGUUCUAAGGCAAAUUUCCAAGAUAUUAAAAAAAAAAAAAAAAGUGAGGAUGGUAUGGCUCAUACACAUAAUCCCAAUAUUGGCAACAGAAUGUGAUGCUUUACAUCACAGUGUUGCACAGUUUGUAGUAAAAAACAAAGAUUAUUAGACACAGUGGUUAAAGCAUACAGAACCCUAUUAGGCUUAUCUAUCAGUUUUCGAGUUUGUGAAUUUGAGUUUAUUGAAUGCUUGCUUAUUUAUUAAUAAGAAACUCGUUUGAAUAAAUAUCUCAAAUAUUUUGAGUUUACAAACUAUGGCUUGGCUUUGCCUAGGACAGCUCCCACUGACUUCUUUAGAAACGUGCAUGAUUUUAGAUGGUGAUUUUUUACUUUCAGGUUUGAGUUCUUUGCACUUCAUAAAUACCAGACAUUUGAGUUUUUGAACCAUAACUUGAAUGAGUUUUUUUAGAGUAAAAAAAACUCAAAUCAUGAAAAAAAAAAAUCAAACAUUAACCUUGAUAAAUAUCCUCCCAUGUGUUCAUUAGUCACCAAAGAUGCACCAAAUAUAUGAGGAGUGCACAAUUUUAAAAAUAUGCUUCUAAAAAUCCCAUAGGAGUGAUUAGAAUAGGGGUGGAUUUUUAUAUAUUAAACCCCAAUCUUACAUUUUGAUAAAUCUGCCCCAGAGUGUCAUGUGGACAUGAAAAGCAUAAGGUGAUAUUUCUGACUAUGGUACUUCACUAAACUGACCUACAUCUUGAAUCCUUCCUGGAGGUUUGCUCAUUGAGUGCCUUCAUUGUAUGGUGAUAUCAAAUAGCAUCCUCGGGGUGUACAAAAAUACAUGCAUAUUAUAUCAGUAUAAGUAGUUUGUGUAAGUGUGCAUAUGUGAUUAUAAUGUACUCUUCUGUGGCAUGUAAAGGCCCU